GUUAGAAGACCUACUGCAGACGAUAUGCGAUUAAGAAAAUGUCAAUAUUAUCCGUCCACCUUUCGCGCCUCACCCGCCAUCACUUCCCCUUCUCUUCCCUUCUCUUUCCUUCCUCUCGCCCUUAUUACCAUGCCUGCGCUCCUUCCCGCCGCAAUCUUCGUUUCUCCGUGAUUAAAAGAUUCCCUUUCCGCUGCAUUUGCUCUUUUCCAGCUACCAAUUCGAUUGCAGAUAGGAAUCGGAAUGUGGAAGUUGGCGAGGAAAAGUAUGAUGUUAUUGUGGUUGGAGGUGGACACGCAGGUUGUGAAGCUGCUCUUGCGUCUGCUCGGUUGGGGGCCAAAACUUUGCUUCUCACCCUAAACAUUGAUCGGAUAGCGUGGCAGCCUUGCAAUCCAGCGGUGGGUGGACUUGCAAAAUCACAACUUGUACAUGAAGUGGAUGCGCUUGGUGGUGAAAUUGGAAAGGUUGCUGAUAGGUGCUAUCUACAAAAGCGUGUUCUUAAUGUUUCAAGAGGUCCUGCUGUCCGGGCAUUGCGUGCACAAACUGACAAACGGGAAUAUGCAAUGCAAAUGAAAAAUGUGGUUGAGAGUACUCCAAAUCUCUCAAUUAGAGAGGCAAUGGUGACAGAUAUUUUGCUUGGAAAGAAUGACAAUGUUGAAGGUGUUUGCACUUUUUUUGGUAUGAACUUCUACGCCCCUGCUGUUAUACUGACAACUGGAACUUUUAUGAGUGGUAAAAUAUGGGUUGGUAGAACCUCUAUGCCUGCUGGAAGAGCUGGUGAGUCUGCAUCACAUGGUCUGACUGAGAACUUGCAGCGUCUUGGAUUUGAAUCUGAUCGGUUAAAAACUGGAACCCCAGCACGGGUGGACUGUCGUACUGUUGAUUUUUCUGUUUUGGAGCCUCAGCUUGGAGAUGAAGAGGUCAGCUGGUUUAGUUUCGAUCCUGAUUUCCACAUUGAAAAGGAGCAAAUGUGUUGUUAUCUGACACGGACUACUAAGAGUACCCACCAGCUUAUUAAAGAUAACUUGCAUGAAACUCCUACCUAUGGAGGAUGGGUUGAAGCAAAGGGGCCUAGAUACUGCCCUUCCAUUGAAGAUAAGAUUGUGAGAUUUCAAGACAAAGAGUCUCAUCAGAUUUUUCUUGAACCAGAGGGUCGGACUGUGCCUGAGCUCUAUGUGCAGGGGUUCUCAACUGGUCUACCAGAAAGACUACAGUUACCACUAUUGAGAACUUUGCCUGGACUUGAGAAUUGUUCAAUGUUAAGACCUGCAUAUGCUGUUGAAUACGAUUAUUUACCAGCUCAUCAGUGCUCUAGGUCUCUUAUGACAAAGAAAAUUGACGGUUUAUUCUUCUCUGGUCAAAUAAACGGAACUACUGGCUAUGAAGAAGCUGCUGCACAGGGCAUCAUUUCUGGUAUCAAUGCUGCUAGACAUUCAGAUGGGAAGCCCCUUAUUGUUCUUGAGAGGGAAAGCAGUUAUAUAGGGACUUUGAUUGAUGAUCUGGUUACUAAGGAUCUUCGAGAGCCAUACCGAAUGUUAACAAGCCGUUCAGAACAUCGAUUACUUCUUCGAUCUGAUAAUGCGGAUAGUCGUCUCACACCUUUGGGGCGUGAAAUUGGGUUGAUAGAUGAUAGACGCUGGAAAAUAUACCAGGACAAACAAGCAAGGAUUUCAGACGAAAAGAAGCGGUUGAAAACUGUCAGGAUUUCAGGAGGAGACUUGGCUGCUGAUGUUUCUCACUUCUCUGGUCAACCUGUGAAGGAAUCUUCAACACUAGAGAGUCUUCUAAAGAAACCACACAUAGAAUAUAAACUUCUUGAUAAGCAUGGUUUUGGGAACGAAAUGUUAUCAAGAACAGAGAAAGAAUGUGUUGAAAUCGAUAUAAAAUAUGAAGGCUUCAUUAUUCGCCAACGAAACCAACUCCAACAGAUGGUCCAUCAACAGCAUAGACGACUUCCCGAGGACUUGGAUUACUAUGCAAUGACAACUUUGUCUCUUGAAGCACGCGAAAAGCUCUCCAAGGUUAGGCCGCAAACUAUUGGUCAAGCGAGCAGAGUAGGUGGGGUUAGUCCUGCAGACAUCACUGCUCUUAUGAUUAUACUUGAAACCAAACGAAGAAAAGCUCAAGAAGUGAGAAGACACCAGAUACGUGCUUCUGUCAUGGUAGAUACUGUUGAAAAUUUGUCUGAUACAUUAACAGAGGCAGUUGAACAAUUCAGGAACACAUAAAUGCGGAUGAGAUCUUGAGUCUUUAACAAUUAGAACCUUGAGGAACAAGUACUUUGAAGAUUUUUCCGGAGGCUGCAAUCUCUUAUAGCAUCUGGACCAGGAAUUUGACCAGGAAUUUGAGGUUAGUUUAAAUUUUAGUUUGCUUAUAUUAAUGAUAUUCGUAUCUCGGAAUAUUCUCGUAUCGUUUAUGCCAUUUGUAAUUAGCACAAAUAUUCAGGCUGUAACUACCAUAUUCGUCCUUGAUUACUUUGUUGAAGCUCUUUGGAAUUGGAGUUAACUUGCUGCAUUGCCAUUGAUGAAGGUUCAUUAUGCUUCAUUUUGUACAUUUUAGCAGUUCAAUAUAAAUUUUCCAAGUAUGAGAAUGUUAA
This is a messenger RNA of Gossypium raimondii (Peruvian cotton), 2593 nucleotides long. RefSeq lists its product as uncharacterized. The record is from RefSeq and is a predicted model, not a curated record. Lineage: Eukaryota; Viridiplantae; Streptophyta; Magnoliopsida; Malvales; Malvaceae. The transcript is spliced from 14 exons. Bases 39 to 2225 code for a protein of 728 amino acids. Gene Ontology annotation, biological process: tRNA wobble uridine modification; tRNA methylation. Gene Ontology annotation, molecular function: flavin adenine dinucleotide binding.